CUGGAGUGACACCGCUGCCCCCGCGGCCGCUAGAAACCACCCUUGCGCGGAAAGGGGCUGUCGAGGCUGCUCUUGGCCGCCAGAACCACUGCGCACGACGACGCGCGCAUGACCUGGCAGUGGAGGGACGGCACUGCCUGGAGAGACUUCGACCCCGGCCUCGCCGCGCAGCUGGAGCGCGCCCGGGAAGCGGGGCAGGCGACUUGCGUCUACUCCUUCCGCGGCCAGCCCUACGAGGUCGACUUCCAGCAGAAUACGCAGGUGAACAAGAACACCGGCUUCGCGCGCGACGUCCGCCGUGUUUACCCUUCCUCCCCCGCGCACGCCGAGCCGGCCGUGAGCGGACGGAUGGGGUUUUUAUAUGAUGCGCGAGAAGAUCUCAAAGCCGGCCUACGUACGGAAACGGGAAAGAAAAUCAGCACGAGCGCCGCCUGCGGCUGCUGCCUCCUGCUCUUUAUCAACCUCAUCAUCUGGCUCUCGAUGUCGCUGCAGCAGGUCGACUCGGAGCACUACGUCCCGCGCCAGCGUCCCGGAGCUAUUGGGCCCUCUGCGCCUCGCUCUACUCCCCGGCCCCCACGCACGCAGGCGAUCCCCUACAACAAGCCCACGGGCCGCGUCCGGAACGAGGUCUUCGUCGAAGGGCUGCACCUCAAGCCGUCCUACGGCGAAUUCAUAUUGUGGCCCAAGACGUAUGAAACGGUGGAAGAGGUCGUCGAGUGCAACUCGGAGGACGGCGUGCGGGUCGAGCUGACGGUGCGCUACCAGUACCUACCGCGGGAGAAGAGCCUCUACAAGCUCACGAAGAUGUACACGGAGCACAAAGAUGAUUCGGAUUCGGAGUUCGAGUACAUCUACGACAAGGUAUUGGCGUGGCAGGCGCGCGCGGCCAUCCGGAACGGCUGCGCGAAGUACGCGGCCCAGGAAUUCCAGACGCAGCGCGGCCUCGUCCAGACCGAGAUCUACACGUUGGUGUCGGAGCGCUUAGACCGGUUCAUGCACACGGACGUCAUCGACGUCCAGCUCGUCUACAUCAAGCGGCCGCCCGAGUACGAGUCCGAGGUCGACGCCAAGGAGUCGGCGCGCAACGACAUCGACAAGGCCAACAACGAGCGCGCGCAAGCCAUCACGCAGGCCCAGACGAAGCUCCUGGCCGCCGAGACGGCCGCGAACAAGACGCUGGACACGGCGCGGACCGCGGCCCAGAACACGCUCGUCGCGGCGACGGCCGAGGCCAGCGUGCUCACGACGCGCUACGCGACGCUCGCGGCGACCUACAAGAACGUGAAGACGAUCCACGGCAUGUCCAACGAGGCCCUCCUGACCUACAUCGCGACGCGCCUGCGGGGGUCCGUGGCCGCGACGAUCAGCCUCGACGGGCCGGCGCAGACGUCGUACAUCGACGAGCUCACGUGACUUUUUUUUCCGAGUAACCUUUCCUCUUACAACC
Messenger RNA from Pelagomonas calceolata, 1447 nucleotides. The record is from the annotation of a GenBank genome assembly. Lineage: Eukaryota; Pelagophyceae; Pelagomonadales; Pelagomonadaceae.